AUGGAGCAGCCUAUCAGAGUCACGUUCCUGGGCCCUAUAGCCUCCUUCUCCCAUCAGGCUGCUGUUGAAACCUUUGGAUCCUCGGCCGAUCUGCUACCGUGCGUGUCGUUCGCGGAUGCUUUUGCCGCGGUGCAGGAUGAGAAAGCAGACUACGCCAUCAUCCCUUGCGAAAACUCUACUAAUGGAUCUGUCGUCCAGACGCUAGACCUUCUAGCAGAUCCCAAUGGUCUUUAUGGCAAUGUGAAAGUGUGCGGGGAGCAUUAUUUGACCAUUCAUCACUGUCUGUUGACUCGCAAAGGUGACUUUCUACCAGACCAGCAGGACUAUAACUCUAUCAGCAGACUGUACACCCAUCCGCAGGCUUGGGGUCAGUGCGAUGUCUUUCUUGAGAAAAAUCUUAAAGGUGUCGAACGACAGGAUGUGUCGUCCACUUCUAAAGGGGCGGAAAUUGUCUCGAAAGACAGAAGUGAGCCGACUGCUGCCAUAGCCAGUCGCUUUGCCGCAGAAUAUCAUGGUCUCGAAAUUCUUGCAGAAAACAUCGAGGAUAAUGCAAACAACACCACACGCUUCCUGGUGCUUAUGAAUGCACAUGCCGAUCGCCCCGCUGCUGUGGAUUUCGAGCAUAUCAAAGCCUCUGGGACGCCUGGUGGAACGGCACAGAAGAAGACAUUGAUUUCGUUUAUGGUGCCCCAGGACCGCGCAGGCGCUUUGGCAGAUGCUCUUCUGAUAUUCAAGACCCAUGGCAUGAAUUUGACAAGCAUCAAUUCACGACCUAGCCAGGUCAAGGCGUGGAAAUAUAUGUUUCUGGUUGAAGGACACUUGACCCCUACUAGUCUGAACGCGGACGCAGUCUCAGGAAUAGUACAUGGAUUAAAACAAGUCACCGAAUACUGCCGAUACCUGGGCACCUGGACAGACCAGCUUGUACCAAGCUUCGAAGAUGAAGCAGUAUAG
Molecule: messenger RNA, 954 nt
Organism: Aspergillus aculeatus ATCC 16872
Lineage: Eukaryota; Fungi; Ascomycota; Eurotiomycetes; Eurotiales; Aspergillaceae
Product: prephenate dehydratase PHA2
Exons: 2
Coding region: 1-954 (317 amino acids)
Biological process (GO): L-phenylalanine biosynthetic process
Cellular component (GO): cytoplasm
Molecular function (GO): prephenate dehydratase activity; chorismate mutase activity
Source: RefSeq, a predicted model, not a curated record